GUCUGAAUGGAAAUUUCGCCGCUGGUCCCUAUGCCAAUUGAUGCGGACUUUGAAGCGCGAAAGUAGCCGAUAAGACCGCGUCGCCCUGAAGUUUGACUUCAGAAACACAUACCAAAUUUUUGUACAUUGGGAGUGGAGCUAACGCUCUGAAUCUGAAGAUGGCUGCCUCAAACAAGCAAGGCAAGAUGCUAACGUACGGUCAGAUCAACUACCGGAUGCGGGUCACUCUCAAUGAUGGCCGGCAAAUGGUGGGACAGAUGAUGGCGUUUGACAAGCACAUGAACCUCGUCCUGGCCGAUACCGAAGAGUUCCGCAAAAUCAAGAGGAAGCAGGCCAAGCCCGCCGCCCCUGGCGCAUCCGGCGCAUCCUCGUCAACUGUCGAAUCGGAGGAGAAGCGAACCCUCGGCCUUACGAUCGUACGCGGAGCCCAAAUUGUGUCGCUUUCUGUGGAGUCGCCGCCUCCAGCAGACCCUAGUGCGCGCCUCGGAAAGGCAACAACAGGUGGAAUUGCCUCAACCCUUACCGCUGGUCCUGGUGCAGCACGACCAGCUGCUAGGGGAGCCGCCGCUCCUAUCUCUCUUGCUGGCCCUGCUGCUGGUGUUGGAGGCGCUCCUCCCCCGGGCUUUCCUGGUUUCCCAGGCGCCGGUGCUCCUGGUUUCCCUGCCCCUGGCGCACCCGGAUUUCCCCCUCCAGGAGCUUUCCCGCCCGGAUUUCAGCCUCCUCCGGGCUUUGGUGGCCGCGGCCAAGGACCGCCAGGCUUCAAUCCGCCUCCGCGACGAUAAGGUGCUUGGAUGCGUUCUAGUUUGUUAAGUAGCAUGGUUUGAGCAUUAAAAAUCACGGCGUUUCGGUGGAAAUUUACGAAAACCUACGAUACAGCACUCCAACUUUUGACGGAGUAUGACAGUUUGGUGUGUGGACUGAAUCAUACUAGACCGGGUGACCCACAAAUGGUCAGGCCCCUGAAAUAAUCACCUCACGUUUAGGGCCACGUUAAAGAUCACCCACGAUUCCUUAGCCAGCACCCUUUUUUAAAUCCACACAGCGUGAACAUUGGUAGAUACGGUUUCGAGACUUUUACCCACCAAAACCCCACCCAACCCCGUCCGACCCCAUGUUGCACCUGUGGAUCAAAUUCUGCCAUUAGGCGGUAAACCCGUUUUUUCGGCCAACAAUUACAUGAAGCUAUUCCCAACUCCCAAACCACACCAUUUAUUACACCCACCUACUGUAAUAUUUACCACCUACCACCUCCCACUUACCGCAAUAUCUACCACCUACCACCUACCACCU
Pyricularia grisea is the source of this 1290-nucleotide messenger RNA. RefSeq lists its product as uncharacterized. Lineage: Eukaryota; Fungi; Ascomycota; Sordariomycetes; Magnaporthales; Pyriculariaceae. Gene Ontology annotation, biological process: mRNA splicing, via spliceosome. Gene Ontology annotation, cellular component: U5 snRNP; U4 snRNP; catalytic step 2 spliceosome. Bases 159 to 782 code for a protein of 207 amino acids. The record is from RefSeq and is a predicted model, not a curated record. Gene Ontology annotation, molecular function: RNA binding. The transcript has 5 exons.